AGAACCAAAUAAUAAUCGUCGUCAACAAAAUAACCGUACAAUUUCAAAAAAAAAAACGAUCGGAUAGUCUUUGGUUUUGGUUUCUGGGAGAGAUGAUGAUUCUGCUCCCUGCUCCUCCUCCAAUCGCCUCUUUUGCCGCCAAUCCCGCCCUACUGCUAUCUUCACCACCGUAUCGGCCUCGGCGAAGAGACAACUCCGCCGUCGUUUCGGCUGCCUCGAGAGACGCAGUAGAUAGCUUCACGAGUAAAUCCGGUUACCUGUUCAAUCUCAGCGCCGAAGAGGCAGAUUCUUUGGCGGAGUACAGUUUCGCGAGGAUCGAUGCGAUGUAUAGGAAGAAGCCUCUGAUUCUGCUCCGCCGGUUGGCUCAGAUUGGGAGUACGUUUGGUUUCUGGUUUGGUCUUCGCUUGGCCGAUGAGGCUCUCGAUCGUUCUCAGCAAAUGUUCAAGGUACGAGCGGCGGAGCUUAGGAAGUUACUGGUGGAGCUAGGUCCGGCGUAUGUCAAAAUAGCUCAGGCCGUUUCAUCUCGUCCCGAUUUGAUACCGCCUGUAUACUUGGAUGAACUCUCCCUGCUACAAGAUCAAAUAACUCCUUUUUCAACCGAAGUUGCUUUUAAUAUGAUAGAGGAUGAACUUGGUCUUCCUAUAGAUGAGCUUUUCUCUGAGAUUUCUCCGGAGCCUGUAGCUGCAGCCUCCCUUGGGCAGGUAUAUCAAGCUAGGCUUCGUAGAAAUGGAAAGGUUGUUGCUGUUAAAGUGCAGCGUCCUGGUGUACGAGCUGCUAUUGCUUUGGACACUCUAAUUCUGCGAUACAUGGCGGGUUUGAUUAAAAAGGCUGGGAGAUUCAACUCAGAUCUCCAGGCAGUUGUUGAUGAAUGGGCAACAAGUCUUUUUAAGGAGAUGGAUUACUUGAAAGAAGCCCAAAACGGAAUAAAAUUUAGGAAGUUGUAUGGUAGCAUCAAGGAUGUCUUGGUUCCAAAGAUGUACACAGAGUACAGUACCAGCAAAGUUCUUGUAAUGGAGUGGGUGGAGGGUCAGAAGCUUGCUGAAGUUAAUGAUCUUUAUUUAGUUGAGGUUGGCGUAUACUGUUCGUUUAAUCAACUUCUGGAGUAUGGAUUUUAUCAUGCCGAUCCCCACCCUGGGAAUUUUCUACGCACAUACGAUGGCCAACUUGCAUAUUUAGACUUUGGUAUGAUGGGGGAAUUUAGGCCAGAAUUACGUGAUGGAUUCAUGGAAGCAUGUCUUCAUCUCGUAAAUCGUGACUUCAAAUCGCUGGCUAAAGACUUUGUAACUCUGGGGCUUCUUCCACCGACAGCUGAAAAGGGCGCUGUGACGAAGGCUUUAACAGACGUUUUUCAAGAUGCAAUUGCCAGAGGGGUUCGCAAUAUAAGCUUUGGUGACCUGUCUGGCGACUUAGGAAAAACUAUGUACCAAUUCAAGUUCCGAAUACCGCCCUAUUUUUCUCUUGUUAUCCGCAGCCUUGCUGUUUUGGAGGGCAUUGCCAUUGGUAUUAACCCAAACUACAAGGUAUUGGGCAGUACAUACCCUUGGAUUGCUAGGAAAAUCCUAACUGACAGCUCUCCCCAGCUGAAAAGUUCUCUUCAAUCUCUUUUGUACGAGGAAGGUGUUUUCCGAAUUGACCGUCUUGAGUCUUUGGUUACCGAGUCUCUGAGGACAGAGACGGCAUUGGUUCAGAACCCGGUGGAAGGCACGGACUCUAAGAUCGUCAUGAAGCAAAUACUUGCUUUUACUUUCACAGAACAGGGUUCUUUUGUAAGAGAAAUCCUUCUUCGAGAAUUCGCUAAGGGUCUUGAUGCAUUUGGAUUGGCAACUUUGGACUCCUUCACAUCUGUAUCUCCAUUUUCUGGCUCAAGGCCAUUCAACUCCUUGACAGAAGAAGACAUAACAAACCUAAGAACCUUCAAUCGACUCAUCUCGUUGUUCUCAGGGAUGCGAGGGGAUGAAGCUGUAAGCACACAAGUAAAAGCAACUAGUAAAAAUGGGGAGGCACUCACACCUCAAGACGAAGCAUCACUAGUCAUGUAUCAGCUUCCAUCAGCUGAAGAGAUGCUCCCGAUUCUCUCCAUCUUACCCGAGCUUCCGCAAGAGUCGCAACAGCGGUUGCUUCAGUUGCCAGGUGACUUGGUUGGAAGAUUGGUGUCUCGAGCUUUCGCUAGAACCAUUCGUAGGAUGUUUCUUUGAUGUCGUCCGAUUACAUCAAUGCAUUUAAAGAAUUCUUAGUACUUUAUAACAGUACUGUAGUAUAUACAUAAUCUCCAUUGUCACAUGAGUUAUUUCUUUAUAUAUUUUUAUGAGAAUCAUACUGUCCGUUGAGUUA
Raphanus sativus (radish) is the source of this 2331-nucleotide messenger RNA. RefSeq lists its product as uncharacterized. Gene Ontology annotation, biological process: protein phosphorylation. Gene Ontology annotation, molecular function: ATP binding; protein kinase activity. NCBI's taxonomy places the organism in Eukaryota, Viridiplantae, Streptophyta, Magnoliopsida, Brassicales, Brassicaceae. Bases 93 to 2195 code for a protein of 700 amino acids. The transcript has 20 exons. The record is from RefSeq and is a predicted model, not a curated record.